UUCAUCUGGAUGCACAGAGUAAGGGUUUCUAUUCAAACAUGCAGGCUCUUUUCUUUAUCUGGGGCUUGCACCUUGAUUUUCAGGCUGUUCUUGGUUUGAAGAAGUUCCACCAAGGAUCCACCCUAACUGCCUGCCUGACUGGCUUCUGCCUUGCUCUUUUCUUACUACCUGUCUCUCUCUCUGGCAUCUUGGCUCCCUCUGAGACUGCUCCCAUCCUCCUCCUCUAGCCUUCUGGGCAGGACAGGUGUUUCAGUUUCUUAAGAGAAAUAUGAAACAGAGAAGCACCAUUUCUGCCUCAAGACGCAUGUAAGGAGGUAUAGAUUCAGAUGCUCUAAACGUCCCUGCCAUCUGGUCCAGAUGGAGUCCUCAGGCAACCCAGAGACCACCACCUUUUUUUACUAUGACCUUCAGAGCCAGCUGUGUGAGAACCAGGCCUGGGCCUUUGCUACCCUUGCCACCACCAUCCUGUACUGCCUAGUGUUUCUCCUCAGCCUAGUGGGCAACAGCCUGGUGCUGUGGGUCCUGGUGAAGUAUGAGAGCCUGGAGUCCCUCACCAACAUCUUCAUCCUCAACCUGUGCCUCUCAGACCUGGUGUUCGCCUGCUUGUUGCCUGUGUGGAUCUCCCCAUACCACUGGGGCUGGGUGCUGGGAGACUUCCUCUGCAAGCUCCUCAAUAUGAUCUUCUCCAUCAGCCUCUACAGCAGCAUCUUCUUCCUGACCAUCAUGACCAUCCACCGCUACCUGUCGGUAGUGAGCCCCCUCUCCACCCUGCGCGUCCCCACCCUCCGCUGCCGGGUGCUGGUGACCACGGCUGUGUGGGUAGCCAGCAUCCUGUCCUCCAUCCUCGACGCCGUCUUCCACAAGGUGCUUUCUUCAGGCUGUGAUUAUUCCGAACUCACGUGGUACCUCACCUCCGUCUACCAGCACAACCUCUUCUUCCUGCUCUCGCUGGGGAUUAUCCUGUUCUGCUACGUGGAGAUCCUCAGGACCCUGUUCCGCUCACGCUCCAAGCGGCGCCACCGCACAGUCAAGCUCAUCUUCGCCAUCGUGGUGGCCUACUUCCUCAGCUGGGGUCCCUACAACUUCACCCUGUUUCUGCAGACACUGUUUCACACCCAGAUCAUCCGGAGCUGCGAGGCCAAACAUCAGCUGGAAUACGCCCUGCUCAUCUGCCGCAACCUUGCCUUCUCCCACUGCUGCUUUAACCCGGUGCUCUAUGUCUUCGUAGGGGUCAAGUUCCGCACACACCUGAAACAUGUCCUCCGGCAGUUCUGGUUCUGCCGGCUGCAGGCGCCCAGCUCAGCCCCAAUCCCCCACUCCCCUGGUGCCUUCGCCUAUGAGGGUGCCUCCUUCUACUGAGGGGCCUGUGGCGCUGCAGGAGCAGGUGGACAGGGGACUGGAAUCGGGGUCAUGGAGAAGUGGGCCUGGAAGGAGCACUGCAGAACACAUCACGGUGGGGACGUCACCUCCGCUGCAGGCGUGCAGUGGAGAUGAUUCAUUA
Mandrillus leucophaeus (drill) is the source of this 1501-nucleotide messenger RNA. It is a transcript of the gene XCR1, whose product is annotated as chemokine (C motif) receptor 1. Gene Ontology annotation, cellular component: membrane. Bases 358 to 1359 code for a protein of 333 amino acids. Gene Ontology annotation, molecular function: chemokine receptor activity. Lineage: Eukaryota; Metazoa; Chordata; Mammalia; Primates; Cercopithecidae. The record is from RefSeq and is a predicted model, not a curated record. Gene Ontology annotation, biological process: chemotaxis; G protein-coupled receptor signaling pathway; immune response. The transcript is spliced from 2 exons.